This is a messenger RNA of Aspergillus pseudotamarii, 6601 nucleotides long. Its product is annotated as acyl transferase domain-containing protein. The transcript is spliced from 6 exons. Gene Ontology annotation, molecular function: [acyl-carrier-protein] S-malonyltransferase activity; fatty acid synthase activity; enoyl-[acyl-carrier-protein] reductase (NADH) activity. NCBI's taxonomy places the organism in Eukaryota, Fungi, Ascomycota, Eurotiomycetes, Eurotiales, Aspergillaceae. Gene Ontology annotation, cellular component: fatty acid synthase complex. The coding region runs from base 132 to 6524 and encodes 2130 amino acids. The record is from RefSeq and is a predicted model, not a curated record. Gene Ontology annotation, biological process: long-chain fatty acid biosynthetic process.
GGGCUGACUUCCCGAUUCGGGUUCGAAAGCGCGACCCGUUUCGAUUAAAUAUCUUAUCCAUACUAAACAAAGAAGAAAAAAGCACGAAGACCCAACCGACUUAAUCCACUAUACUACGAUUUACCGCCACAAUGUUCUCUACGAUUAACGCCUCGCCCGCUUCCCGUUCCCCUUCCUUGGCCAGCGCUGGUUCCGCGGCCUCUUUUGCCUUGGGCUCUGGAUGGGCCACUCCCGAACUUCUCUCCACCUCCUCCACUUCUUCCCAUGCGUGUCAGACCCUUACCAUUACCUAUCAUGCCUUUGAGCAUUCCCUCACCGUCGCUAGCGGCUCUUACCCCACGGCUCUGCAGCUGCGCGACGACUUCCUCCAUGACCUGAGCAAGACUCCGGGUGAUGAGGAAUUGUCCUCGCUGGUCGAGCUUUGGGCUCGAUUCCUCAGCUUUACUGUGCGCCGCCUGGAGCGGGAGCGCCGUGGGUUGAAGGAGGAUGACUUGCGGGUGCUCCUCGCCACGGCGAUGGACACCUUCGAGAGAGACAUCCUGUGGAAUCGGGAAGUGCAUGGAGUGGUGAAGGAGCUGGACGCAAGCACCGAUGUGAAGUCAACCAUUUUAGCGGCCUAUGUUCAGGCGCGUCAUGCUUUGAGAAAGAUCAGUCGGCCAUCCCACCCGCCGUCGGCGCUUAUGACGGCUGCGUUGGACCGAAAAGCGCACUUGUACACCGUGUUUGGUGGCCAGGGUAACGAUGAGAAUUAUUUCGACGAGCUGCGCAUGGUAUACAAUACCUACCGACCACUAGUGCGUGACUUGGUUGUCUCCGCAUCCAGCAUGCUGCAGCGCCAGUCCCUCGACGACCGCUUCAGCCGCUUCUAUCACCAGGGUCUGGAUAUUAUCACUUGGCUGGAGCAUUCCGAGCGGGCCCCAGACUCAGCCUACUUGAUCUCCGCCCCACUUAGUAUGCCGCUUAUCGGCCUUCUCCAACUGGCUUGGUAUCGCGUGAUUGGGCGUGUUCUGGGGUCCACUCCAGCACAGAUCCAGGCUGCACUCGCGGGUACCACUGGCCACUCGCAGGGCAUUGUGACCGCAACGGUUACAGCCGUGGCCCAGUCAUGGACCCAGUUUGACAACCUUGCCCUGGAUGCCUUGCGCCUCCUGUUGGCCAUUGGAGCCUACAGCCAAGACCACUUUGCAGUAGCCGAGCUGCCACCAGUCAUUGUGGCCGAUGCGGAGGCUCAUGGCGAGGGCUUUCCGGGACCCAUGCUCAGUGUGACGGACUGCCCUCUUGAACAACUCCAAAAAUACGUCGACGCCGUCAAUGCACACCUCUCGGAGGACGCCCGCAUUGCCAUUGCUCUGAUCAAUGGACCACAGAGCGCCGUGCUGGCAGGUCCCCCGUUGUCCCUGCAUGGCUUCAACGUCUGGUUGCGUGGUGUCAAGGCGCCUGCGAAGGGCACCCAGCACCGCAUUCCUUUCAGCAAGCGGAAACCCGAGAUCAGUAACCGAUUCCUCCCCAUCACCGCCGCCUUCCAUAGCAGUUACCUGGCCGAUGUCUCCGACGCGGUUCUCGCCAGUGUCCCCGACUUGACCAUCAUGGGCGACGACCUUCGCAUUCCCGUGUUUUGUACGCGCACGGGUAGUGACUUGCGGGCAUUCGGGAGUCAGAAUAUUGUUCCCGACCUGGUGGCAAUGAUCACUUCCCAGGAACUUGUUUGGACCGAAGCCACCAAGUUGCCUGGCGCCACGCACAUCAUCGACUUCGGCCCGGGAGGCGUAUCCGGUAUUGGUGCGUUGACCAAUCGACUCAAGGAUGGCACAGGAGUCCGAACCAUCCUGGCCACGGUCGCGGAGGGCACCAACACAGACAUGGGCUAUCGCAGCGAGAUCUUCGACUGGAGUCCUUCCCCCGGUCUGGCGUACGGUCAGAUUUGGAGCGAACAAUACCAGCCACGGCUGGUUCAAGUGUCUGGGAGCCGCCCCAUGGUCGACACCAAGCUGAGUCGCCUGCUAGGACUCCCACCGGUUAUUGUGGCGGGUAUGACCCCGACCACAGCGGCCUGGGACUUCUGUGCAGCGGUGAUGAAGGCUGGUUAUCAUGUCGAACUGGCGUUGGGAGGUUAUCAUCGCCCGGACCAGCUUGAAACGGCCAUUCAGCGUCUAUUGCGAGAGAUUCCUCCGGGUCGCGGAAUUACUGUCAACAUGAUUUAUGCUGCCCCCAAGGCAGUACGCUGGCAGGUUCCGUUACUCACACGUCUUCGGGCGUCGGGAGUACCGAUCGAGGGUCUUACGGUAGGCGCUGGCGUUCCCUCGCUGGAAGUCGCUACAAGUUACAUCCGCGAUCUUGGGUUGCGCCAUAUCAGCUUCAAACCAGGGUCGCUCCCGGCGAUUCACCAGGUCAUUGCAAUCGCGCGUGCCCAUCCCAACUUCCCAGUAAUCCUCCAAUGGACUGGCGGUCGCGGGGGUGGCCACCACUCUUUCGAAGACUUCCACCAGCCAAUCCUCCAGGCUUAUGGUGCAGUACGUAGCUGCUCGAACCUGAUCCUGGUGGCAGGCAGUGGCUUCGGAGGGGCCGAUGACACCUUCCCCUACCUCACCGGUGAGUGGGCGCAACGCUACAACCGGCCACUCAUGCCCUUUGACGGCAUUCUGCUGGGUAGCCGCUUGAUGACCGCCAAGGAGGCUCAUACCAGCCCAGCGGUGAAGCAAGCGAUUGUUGCGGCACCGGGUGUGGCUGACGAGGCCGACUGGGAACAGACCUACACACAGCCGGCAGGAGGAAUUAUGACGGUGACCUCCGAGAUGGGAGAGCCCAUCCACAAAUUGGCGACGCGUGGGGUGCGCCUCUGGGCGGAAUUGGACCGGACAAUCUUCAAACUCGAUCGCGCACAGCGUCUCACUCAGCUGCAGAAGCAGCGGGACUACAUAAUCCGCCGACUGAAUGCCGACUCCCACAAAGUCUGGUUUGGACGCGACGAGCUAGGGAAUGUGGUGGAUCUGGAGGAGAUGACCUAUGCGGAGGUCAUCUCGCGGCUGGUUGAGUUGACGUACGUUAAACUCGAAGGCCGUUGGAUUGACCCUUCAUUCCAGCAGUUUCUGUUCGAUUUCCUCUUGCGCGUAGAAGCACGAAUCGGUCACGAGAGAGAGGAAGAGAAGGAGGGUGACGACAUGGAGAUUACCUCUUCUGUGGUCGCCAGCGUGGACGACCUUCACGACCCCCAACCAGCUAUUGACAAAUUCCUCGAGCAGAAUCCCUACGCCGCUGACCAGCUCAUGGGUACACAGGAUGCCCAGUAUUUCCUGCAUUUGUGCCGACGACGCGGGCAGAAGCCGGUCCCGUUCGUGCCCGUGCUGGACGAAAACUUCGAGGAGUACUUCAAGAAGGACUCGCUGUGGCAGUCGGAGGACCUCAACGCCGUUGUCGAUGGUGACGUUGAGCGUGUGUGUAUUCUGCACGGACCAGUCGCAGCGCGUCACUCAAAUGCAGUCGAUGAGCCAGCGCGCAAGAUCCUGGAUACCAUCCAUGAGGGGCAUAUUGAGCGUUUGGAGAUGCGGGACCCUGACUACUUUGAGGAUGGGAUCCCCAUUGUUCAUUGCUUUGGGCCCUACCCCGUCGUCAGUGAGUGGAGCAUGGCGCAGGCUGGUAUCCACUGCGUCCCCGUUGGUAACACUGGGUCGCUUCUAUACGAGGUAUCUCCUGAGAUGAAUACCCCGAUGCCAUCGCUGGACCAGUGGUUAGCUGCGCUAGGUGGGACGCAGGGUGGCUGGCGCCAGGCCUUCUUCAAUGCUCCCACGAUUGUGCAGGGCCGGGCGAUUUCUGAGAACCCACUCCGCCGACUCUUCCAGCCGACGCGCGAUUCCUAUGUGAUGGUCCAGACCGGUCACCGGUCCGACACAACUGUUUCGUUGUUCGAAUACCGCCCACAUUCUGAACCGGUGAAGGUUGUCGAUAUCCGGGCUGACGAAUCUGGGUCCAUCACGCUGGAGAUCAUCAACUACCGUAACGCUGGUGGUGCGGCUAUCGGCCUGCGGCUGAUGUACCAGUACCGGCGCGAUGCGGUGUACGCACCCAUCCAUGAGAUCAUGGAGGGUCGCAAUGAGCGGGUCAAGGAGUUUUACUAUCGUGUGUGGUUCACCAGCUCGCAGCCGAAGAAGUGGACAUCCGUGCACGAUACAUUCUGCGAGAAUGGCCUCGAAGUCACGGCGGAUUCGAUUGCAGAGUUUGCGCACUGUGUGCAGAACGCGAGUGAUGCAUCCAGCAAGCGUCGUGGAAAGACCCUGUACGCACCGCUUGACUUUGGCGUUGUCGUAGGCUGGGAGGCACUGAUGAAACCACUCUUCUCGCACGAGCUGGACGUAGAUCUCUUGACCCUGGUGCAUCUCACUAACGGGUUCCGCAUCCCGCCAGACGCGCAGCCGAUCCAGGAGGGCGCUGUCCUUGAGACCAAGUCUCGCAUUCAGGCAAUUACGAUCGAAGAUGCUGGUAAGCUUGUGGAAGUGCGCGGUGAUGUCUACCAGGAAGGGAAGGUCGUCCUCGAGUUGACCAGCCAAUUUCUGUACCGCGGCACGCACACGGACUGGGAAAAUACCUUCCGUAAGGUCGAUGAAGAAGAAAUGGAAUUGUGCCUCAGCGGACCGAUGGAGGUGGCCCUGCUGAAGUCCAAACCGUGGUUCAAGCCACGGGAUGCUGACCUAGAUCUGCAGGACCAGACGCUAAUCUUCGUACUGCAGUCGACCUAUCAAUACGCCAGCAGGGACACGUUCAAGGCCGUUACCACCGUUGGUGAUGUGCGUCUGAAGUCCUCACUGCCUGGUCGGUCUAGCUCUGUUGCCACAGUAGCCUUCUACGCCGCCACCUGUCGCGGCAACCCAGUCAUGGACUACUUACAGCGCCAUGGCAGCCCAGUCAAGAAACGGCACAUGUUUAACAACCCUAUGCCACUCACCGGCGAUGGGUCGUCACUCAUGAUGAGAAUGCCGGACUCGAAUGAGGCCUAUGCCCAUGUCUCCUGGGAUUUCAAUCCCAUCCACGUCUCGUCCUCCUUAUCUCGGUAUGCUGAUCUACCGGGGCUCAUCACGCACGGCAUGUACACGUCGGCACGUGUCCGUGGUCUCGUCGAGCAUUAUACUUGCGCGUCGGCCAUUGGUGCGUUCCGUAGCUUCAACUGCUCGUUCACCAGUAUGGUGCUCCCUGGGGAUGAAAUUGAGGUUAUCUUCCAGCACGUAGGUAUGCUGGCGGGCCGCAAGAUCAUCUCCGUCGAGGCGAAGCAUGUCCAGCGUGGAGAGACCGUGCUGCGUGGGGAGGCCGAAGUGGAACCGGAGGAGACGGCGCUGUUGUUCACGGGCCAGGGAAGUCAGCAGAAGGGGAUGGGAAUGCAGCUGUAUACUCAGAGCGAGGCUGCACGGCAAGUGUGGGAUUACGCUGAUACCUACUUCUCCGAUAAUUACGGUUUCCGCAUAACCGAUAUUGUCCGCAAUGACCCAAAGGAGCUCACCGUGUACUUCGGAGGCCCGCAAGGUCGGCACAUCCGCGAGAAAUACAUGAGCAUGAAGCGAGAAUCCGUCGGCACCGAUGGAAACGUCCAACUUCUCCCGUUGUUCCCCGAGAUCGACGAGGACACUGAGUUCUACACGUACCAUGCACCCCAGGGGCUGUUGUCGGCUACGCAGUUCACCCAGCCAGCUUUGACGCUGAUGGAGCUGGCGAUCUUUGCAGAUCUCCAGGCGAGAGGAUUAAUCUCGGAGCGGAGCUCGUACGCCGGUCACUCGCUGGGCGAGUAUGCAGCCCUCGGUGCGGUCGGGAAGAUCUUCAGUGUGGAGAGCCUGGUGCAAGUGGUAUUCUAUCGCGGAUUGUUGAUGCAGUUCGCCGUGGAGCGCGAUGGCCGAGGGCAAUCCGACUUCCGGAUGUGCGCGGUUGAUCCAAGCCGGGUCUGUGCGGGCUUCGAUCAAGCAGCGCUGCAGCUGGUGGUGGAAACCAUUGCAGCCGAGACGGGACAGUUGCUGCAGAUUGUCAACUUCAACGUUGCAGGGUUGCAAUAUGUGUGCGCUGGACAGACCCAACCUCUCCAGUGUCUCAAAUCGGUCCUCGAUCAUAUCAACGCGACCGCUGCCUCUCUUCUCCCUUCGAACGUCCUGUCUCCCGACCAGCUAACCUCGCUAGUAAAAUCACAAGUUGCUACUACCCAAGCCAGUACAGCCCUCACGCGAGGCUGUGCGACAAUCCCUCUCAAGGGUAUCGACAUUCCAUUCCAUUCCUCGCAUCUCCUGCCCGGUGUGCCUGGCUUCCGACGCUGCUUGCUGGACUUGAUCGACCGUCAUGCGCUGGACCCGAAGCGAUUGGUCGGAAAGUACGUUCCUAAUCUGACGGCGCGGCCGUUCCAAUUGACGAAAGAGUAUUUCGAGAUGGUCCGAGAUUUGACUGGGUCUGCUGCUCUGAUGGGAGUCUUGAACGAGUGGGAAACCUAUAUGAGCACUGCUGGAAAUUGUGGAAUGGAGAAGAUUGAGUCUGUUAUUCAGUCGAUGAAGGUGUUUUGAUGUUUUUUUUGUACCCAUGAUUUGUUGUUUUGUACCGAUAGACCUGCAUCCUUCAAUAUACCCUCUACAGCAUUGAA